UUUUUUGUCCCUUGUAUCUCCACUUGCCAGGAUUUUUCCUGUCCAAGACUUCCCUCCAACUUUCUCUUCGCUUCUAUAAUCAAUCAGAAGAAAGGUCCCAACCCCGAAAAGAGAGCUAUCCAUGUUCUCCAAAGAUGCUGCCUGAGCCGCCGAGUUACUCCAGUUCUUUAUGAACUCAUUCAAUGCGAUGGGCAGCAGAUGGAGCCCGUGAGGCGUCAGAGGAAUCGAUGCACUCUGCAAAUGCAACAUACCUUUCGACAACUUGUUGGUUUUGCAUAGAUCGCAUCAACGCCGCUUCCGGAUCUAGAUUUUUUUUUAAAGUAAAGCAUUUCGGCCAACUUCCUCAUGCAGCUAAAUAGCGGAACAUGCAAGAUGAAUGCGUUGCAGCCAUGAAUGCCUUUCGCCGGACGGCCCUCUGUGUGUGUGCAAAGUGAGAAGAAAGGUGCUUUUCCCCCCCCCCCCCCCCUUGUCCCCGCACAAAGUUUCCAGAUAAUGGUGUUCGAUGCAAGUUAAUCUGUAACCUCGCCGUGCACGGGAGAGGCGGCAGCGGCUGGGAGACGGGCGGCGGAGCUGGUUUCAUUUCAGUGUCGGAAGGAGCUGGGCUUGAAGAUCCGAGGCUGUACAGAUAGAGUGAGUGAGUGAGAGAGGGAAGGGAACAAUGUCUUGGAACAGGGACGGGCUGGAUGCUAUGUCGGAGCCGGAGAAGAGCCAGCUGAAGCGGACCUUGGAGCUGGGUGCCGUUAUGACCGUGUUCAGCCUGAGGAAGUCCCAGCCCGAGAGGAGAACCUUGCAGGUGAUCAUGGAGACUCAGCAACUCUCCUGGAAUAGGACGGCGGACAAGAUCGAGGGUGUCCUUGAUUUACAAGAGAUCAAAGAACUCCGCCUUGGGAAAAACUCGAAGGACUUUGAGCAGAUUUCGAAAGAUCAAAGAGACAAAUACAGCGAUGAUGUUUGCUUCACGGUGUUCUAUGGCUCUGACUUUGUGCUGAACAAUCUCAGUUUGGCAGCUAAUUCAAAAGAAGAAGCUUCCAAAUGGGUAAAGGGACUGGAAAUCCUCUACAAAGAAGCUCAAAAUUCGUCAACGCCUUUACUAAUAGAAAGUUGGCUGAGGAAACAAUUUUAUUCAGUGGACUGCACACGGAGAAACAGCAUCUCCCUCAAGGAGCUGAAGCUGAUGCUACCUCUAGUGAAUUUCAAAGUACCAAAUGUAAAGUUCCUCAAAGACAAGAUGGGGGACAUGGGGAAUUCCAAGGAUGACGUUAGCUUUGAACAGUUUCACCAAUUCUACAAGAACCUGAUGUUCGAAAGCCAGAAAAUAAUUCUUGAGACCUUUAAAGCAGAGGGAUCUGUUUUUAUUCUUGGAAGAACAGACAAGCCCACUGCUUCAGUGUUGCACCUUCAUGAUUUCCAACGCUUUCUGCUCCACGAACAGAAGGAAUCGUGGGCCAGUGACGUGAAUAAAGUUCGAGAGCUGAUGACUCGAUGUAUUUAUGACACUUACAGAGAAACAAGUGAGCCAUUUUUUUAUGUGGAUGAGUUUCUCACAUAUCUGUUCUCAAAAGAAAACACAAUCUGGGAUACGAAGUAUGAUUCUAUUUGUGUCCAGGAUAUGAAUAACCCAUUGUCCCAUUACUGGAUCUCAUCUUCACAUAACACGUACCUCACAGGAGAUCAGCUUCGCAGCGAUUCAUCUACUGAGGCAUAUGCUAGGUGCCUUCGGAUGGGAUGUCGGUGUAUUGAAUUGGAUUGUUGGGAUGGGCCGGAUGGCAAACCCAUUAUUUAUCAUGGCUGGACACUUACAUCCAAAAUCAAGUUCGACGAUGUUGUUGAUGCCAUCAAAAUCCAUGCCUUUGUUACAUCAGAGUAUCCAGUCAUUCUUUCCAUCGAAGAGCACUGUACAAUUGAGCAGCAACGACAUAUGGCCAUCAAGUUCAAGGACACCUUUGGGUCAAUGCUUAUCACCAAACCAAUUGAAGCAAAUGCAGAACAGUUACCAUCCCCAGCACAGCUUACAAACAAAAUUAUCAUCAAGCACAAAAAACUGGAUACCCAGCAAGAGAACCUCUCUUCCACUGUAUACACCAGCUUCAAGGAGCUUGAAAAGAAAUCUGGAUUUCUCUAUAUUUUGGAUCCAAUUGAUUUGAAAUGGUACAAACAUUAUUGUGUGAUCGUAGAUGGCAAGCUGUAUUUUGCAGAGUCAAGUGACGAUGAUAAUGAAUUCACAAAAACAUCAUGCCAGGAAACUGAUAAUAUGUAUCGUCACUUUAAUGAGAAGUGGUUUCAUGGGAAGAUGGGCAAGGAUGGCAAACAGAGAGCCGAGAAGCUGCUGCAGGAGGUUUGUGCAGAAACAACAGGACGAGACGGGACGUUUCUGGUCCGUGAGAGUGAUACCUUCAACGGAGUCUUCACGCUGUCAUUUUGGAGGAAUGGAAGAGUUCAGCACUGCCGUAUUCGCACGUCCACAGACGCAGAGACCACAAAAUAUUUCCUGACCGAUAAUUUAACUUUCAACAAUAUUUAUGAUCUGGUGCAAUACUAUCAGACUGCGCCUUUACGAUGCAUUGAAUUUGAACUAUGUUUAACUGAAGCUGUACCCUGCCCAAAUCCUCAUGAAUUUCAGGAAUGGUAUUAUAAAAACCUAUGUCGAGGAGAAGCCGAGGACAUGCUGAUGAGGAUCCCGCGAGACGGGGCGUUUCUGGUUCGAAAGCGAGAUGAGCCCAAUUCAUACGCCAUUACCUUCAGGGCUGAGGGUAAGGUUAAGCAUUGCCGCAUUAACUAUGAAGAUGGAAAGUACAUUCUAGGGACGUCAGCAGAGUUCGACAGCCUCGUGGAGCUGAUCAGUUACCACAAAAAGCAGGCAUUAUAUAGAAAAAUGAAACUCCGAUAUCCAGUCACGGAAAAGGUGCUUGAGCGAUACAACAUGCAAAAAGACUACGGCAGUCUCUAUGGUAUAAAUUACGUGGAUCCAAAUGAACUUGCACCUUCUAAGGGUUCGGUAAAAGCUCUGUACCAAUAUAAAAGCCAACAACAAGAUGAACUCACUUUUCCCAGAGGUGGCAUUAUCCACAAUGUCAAAAAACAAGAUCAAGGAUGGUGGAAGGGGGACUAUGGAGAUCAAAUACAAAAAUACUUCCCAUCCAACUACGUUGAAGAAAUUGCUGCUGAAAUUCAAGAAGAUAUUGGCAGCCAGAUAACAGAAGAUAAUCCACUAGGAGUAUUUUGCAUAGGAAUCGUGGAACUGGCUAACUGUUCUGUUGUUAAGCAGACAAAUGGGAUGCACGAGAUGGCCUUUGUAUUCACGAUCCAACCUAAAGUUCCUGUGGAUGCUCCACCACUGGACAUUGCUACUGAAUCAUUGGAAGAUUUGUUUUCAUGGUACCAUGAAGUGGUACAAAAUUCUCAGAAGAUAUAUGUACAGGAGGAAAAUCGAAAUGAGAUGGAGAAGAAGCAACAAAUUGCCAAAGAGUUAUCUGAUUUAGUUGUGUACUGCAGGCCUGCAAAGUGCAAAGACAUUUUUCCAACUGCAAAAGACAUUAUUGAUUACAAAGAAAUAAGAUCAUUUGCAGAAAAUAAGGCAGAAGCUAUCCUCAAACAAAAGUCCAAAGAGUUUCGGGACUACAACCGUAAGCAACUAUCCAGAAUCUACCCCAAAGGCCAACGCAUUGAAUCUUCCAACUAUGACCCAAUUAUGUUGUGGCAACAUGGAUCCCAAAUGGCGGCUCUAAAUUAUCAAACGCCAGAUAGGUCAAUGCAGCUGAAUCAAGCCAUGUUUAAUAUGAAUGGAAAAACUGGGUAUCUGCUACAGCCUGAAUCUUUGAGAAGUGACAAUCCAAAUAAACACCGACCAUAUUCCAUUAAAGUAAAACUACUUGGUGCCCGUCAUCUACCCAAACCUGGGAGGAGUCUAGUCUGUCCUUUUGUAGAAGUGGAACUGUGUGGGCCUGAGAAUGACAAUGAGAUCAAGAAGUUCAAGACAGCGGUGAUAAAUGAUAAUGGCCUUAAUCCGGUGUGGUCAGGGGCAACUGAAGAGCAACAUAAGGAAUUUAUCAUCCAAGAUCCCUCUUUAGCUUUUCUCCGAUUUGGUGUGUAUGAAGAGGACAUGUUCAGUGAUCCAAACUUCUUGGCUCAUGCCACUUUCCCCAUCAAAGGAAUCAAAACGGGUUACAGGUCAAUUCCUCUUAAAAAUGGUUACAAUGAAGAUAUUGAAUUAGCAGCUCUUCUAGUCCAAUGUGAAGUGAAUCAUUUAGGGACGGGUGAAGAAGAACUGUACUCCUCGCGUCUGCAGUUACGGCAGCGGCCCGUUGAAGGGCUGUACGAUACUGCCCCAGUCAGGCAGCGGACACUAGAAGGAUUGUAUGGCAGCAGCAGCACGCCCCGGCAGAGGCACGCGUGUGAUCCAAUGUUAUACGAUUCCAACACACUGCCAGCUGGCCGGAGCGGAGGACAGAGGGACCAACUUCCAGAGGUUCCAAAGAGGAGAGGUAAAGAUAAGGAAAAGAGAGUUGGUCACACCAACAAGUUUUAAGUGUGAAAGAAGACUGCCUUUUGCCCGCAUCCAUGGUGCCAACAUAUUGUACAGCAAAAAUAUUGAUUAUUGUAAAUUAGGAAAUUGGUGGUUAAUAGAUCAGUAUAUUUAGUGGUUAUUGCACUAUAUCUUGUUAUUAUUUUUGUUGGAUAUUAGAAUCAUUAAUCUUCCCACUUCAAUAAAGUGCCUUUUAUUUUCCACAUUAAAUGGCCUGUUGACUCCAAAGGCUUUCCAAAGAAUCUGCCCUACAAAUGAUAAUCAAUUUAAAGGUUAUCACAUUUACAAUCCCAUGAAAUGAUCUUCGGAUAAAGUAGACAUAAAGAACUGCAGAUGCUGGAAUCAUAACCAAAAUACACAAAGUGCUGGAGUAACUCAUCGGGUCAGGCAGCACACCUGGAGUACACAGAUGGGUGACAUUUUGAGUUGGGACCCUUCAGAAACGUCACCAAUCCAUUUUCUCCAGAGAAGCUGCCUGGCCCUCCACAAAAUUACUCCAGCACUUUGUGUUUUACUCAUUUUCAGAUGAACUUGAGUUGAUUUAUCAAGUUUGAACUCUGGUAAAAAACAGAUUGGGUUGGCACAGUGGCAUAGCUGGUAGAGCUCACAGCACCAUAGACCUGGGAUCAAUCCUGACCUCACGUGCUGUCUGCGCAGAGCUUGCAAGUUCUCCCUGUGACUCCGUGGGUUUCCUCCGGAUGCUUCAGUUUCCUCCCACAUACCAAAGACAUGCGGAUUUGUAGGUAAAUUGGCCUCUGAAAAUUGCUCCCCGUGUGUUGGGAUUAGAUGUGUGAGAUAACAUAGAACUAGUGUGAACAGGUAAUCGAUGGUCAGCAUGAACUCGGUGGGCUGAAAGGCCUGUUUCCAUGCUAUAUCUUCCAACCAAUCAAAAUGACUUCAAAAUUAAUAUGGAUUGCAAAUGGGAUUUAAAUAUUAAAGUGAAUUAUAAAAAUGAUAGAUUGAGAACAAAAUACUGCAGAUGUUAUAAAAAUGAAAUAAAAAAAUUGCAAAUACUCUGUGGAGAGAAGCAGAAAUGACAUUUAAACUCACCAACCUUUUUCUGUAAUUGAGAUAUGAUGAUGCAUCAACGACUUGAGCUAGUAGCUCUACUUUUCACUCCACGGAUGCUGUCUGAUCAGAUGAGUUUAUCCCAAAUUUUAUGUGCUUAAUUUAUGAAGAAUUGAGAUUAACUUGAUGAAUCAUGUACUAAUAGGACCAGAAUAUAUUGUGUGUCAGUGUUCCAUUUUGACAUUUCCAAAACAGAAGUUGGAGCAUUGAGACAAGAUGGAAUAGGUUGUCAUGUUCAGAUAUUGAUGUAUCAUUAAAAUAUAUUGAGACUGUUAAUAACAUAUAUCAUGCAAUGCAGAGGAAGAACAAAGCCCAAUAAAUGUUUUCUGAAGAGAAAUGAUACUUGGUAUCAAACCAAAGAAGUGGCACGCCAUGGAAGGUCAAAUAGACAACAUGACUAGACCCAAAUCAAUGGGAAACACACAAUUAGUUUGGUCCCGUAGUGAGGAAAGAAAACAUUACAUCAGUAAUUUCAACAGUGUAGGAAAAAUACUACAGUCCUGUAAAUUAUAAUUUUUCUUCAAGAUUAUGGUUGGCAUUCAAUUAUUAGAGAAUAUUACCUCACUUGACAGUUUUCAUUAAACAGGUUGGAUCAUAGGAUUGAGUUGAAAAUUAAAAGUAUUCACAGCAUGAUAUUUAGUUAGUACCAGCCAGUUCAACGUUUCAAGUAAAUUAAGUUCAGAAUACCAAGCAUUUUUUGUUUGCAUUUAUAAGUCUAUGAAGCAUUAUGUUAAAGCAUGCGGAUUCUUUCCUUUUGAUGAAAAAUUGUAUGGAAGUUUUUUUUCAUAUAGCUUAACUUAUGCAGGCAGGCUUGUUGAACUCCAAUUCCCCCCUGCAGGAAACAUUAAUCUGGAGUAUAAAACUGCCUCAGUAUUAAUUAUGUGCAUUUGACCUUUGAUGAGGCACAUCCGGUAUCUGCAAAGAGAAAUUUUGGUUAAUUUAUUCAACGUCACCUACUUUUCUUGCCUAUUCCUAAAAUGUUCUGUAUUUACCAAAUGUAGAGGGUUCCAUUUGUGCCUUAUAACUUAUUUCCUGAUAUUUCUUUCUUACCAAGAUUAAUUUAAAUAUCAGCCUUCUGUGAGAUUUGAAAAACUCUGGCUUACCUCCUCCUAAGUAAAAAGGUCGCUGUAUAUGUACUAACACUUCCAAAGAUCCCAUUUGCACGCUGUGACUAGUAUUUGAGAGUCUAGCAGGAAAUUUCUGCAGUGCAGGCAUUUAAGGAAACUGGAUUUGUAUCUUCAAUGGAACCACAAAUCACAAAACGAUAAAUAAUUUAUUAAAAAUCUGAGAUAGUCAGGAAAAAACUACUAUACCAUUUUUGUAGUGUAGUAAUACAUAAAAAUGUCUGUAGUGCCACUUUACAUAGCAAUCGUUGCUUUUUAUUUCUGCAGUAAAUAUUUGCAGAAUUAUUUUCAUCAGAAGCUUUAGGCUGUUAUCCAAUGUACAUUCUCCGUUUAAAUGUACUUUAUAAUUCCAUUGUGAAUGUAUAUUUGAUGUUAAAUCCGAAAAUUUGCAAUGAAUCCAGUCAUAGUAGUAGUAGUGGAAAAUAAAAUACAGAAAGUUCUUAUAUGUUUUCAUGUUUUGUCUUUCCAUAAUUUUUUGCUAUUUUGGGAAUUUUAAGGAUGACAGUAGUUGAGAUAUAUGUGUCAAUGGCUGAUCAGUACUGACAGGUUGUUGUGGGUGAGAUUGUUGUUUCUAUUAAACUAAGUUUAAUGUGAGAAGUACAUAUAUAAACAUUUCCAGUGUGCCUUUACCUGAAGUGCAUCACUUCUACAAGUAUAAUCUCAUAAAAGUCAAAAUCAUUGUUAAACACAGGACAGAAAAAAUGUUACAUUUUUCUUUGAAAACUAUUCUCAACUGUUCUGGAUAAUUACCAUUAAUAUUAAUUUCCACUAAUUUUAGUAAUGCAAAAUGUCAUUGUGCUAAGAUAAUGCUUGUUCUAUGCAUUUUUAAAAUGAAGUUAAGAACUGCAUCUGUUGAUUUUCACGAAUAGAGUUAUGAAACUCAUGAAUUUUCAUCUUUUAGUAUCACUCUUCAAAAUGUUGUAUGUUUUGUGUCAUUCGCAACGGAAAUUAAUGUAGACAAUUUACAAAAGGUUAUGUACAUCAGUUCUAAUUUGAAUGUUAAUGUUAAGAUGAUGCACUUCUGAAAUUAUGAUUCAGUCAUUUAUCAUUCCUGUUGAAUCUUGAAAAAACGACUGACAUUAUCCAAAUCAUCCAAAGAGUUCUCUGGGAGGCAAUGUACUUCCAUAGAAAAAAACAAUUGGACAAUAAAUAGAUGAAAUAUUAGACUAUUGCAUAUGUAAGCAUCCAUCAUGCAAACACUGGAGGAUAGAUAGUAAGGAACAAAUGCAAUAAUGGAAACAAGAAACAUAAGCAAAAUGCAGGAAAUACACAGUAUACAGGAUAAUAUAUACCUGGUCUACAUUUUCAGUAUUUUCUGCUUUCUAACAUAUUACUUACGUUUUUUUCUAGUCCAGUUUUUCAUUACAUCUAUUUUAAAAUUGAGUUACAAAAACAACAUUUGAUUCAAACAUUUUACAGUUGCUACCGGUAAUUACUUUAUUGAGCUGAAUGACUUCAAAUUGGUUAGUAGGAUGUGUCUUAUUUAUAUUUUUGUUAUUCCUUUCUCUAUCUAUUGUGUUACAUAACUUUGGAUUAAUCAUUUUCUAGUUAUGGUGUAUCAGCAGUUACAUUUUAAAUGGAUUCAUUUUUUACAUUAUGAUUGAAAUCUUUGCAGAAUGAAAAGUAGGUCAGUGAAUACAGUUUGUGCUAUUUCCAGAAACUGAUAAUUUGUUGUA
Messenger RNA from Leucoraja erinaceus (little skate), 8390 nucleotides. RefSeq names its product phospholipase C, gamma 2 (gene plcg2). Gene Ontology annotation, biological process: phosphatidylinositol-mediated signaling; phospholipid catabolic process; positive regulation of epithelial cell migration. The transcript has 32 exons. The record is from RefSeq and is a predicted model, not a curated record. NCBI's taxonomy places the organism in Eukaryota, Metazoa, Chordata, Chondrichthyes, Rajiformes, Rajidae. Gene Ontology annotation, molecular function: protein binding; phosphatidylinositol-4,5-bisphosphate phospholipase C activity. The coding region runs from base 659 to 4525 and encodes 1288 amino acids.